UGUCCAAGCUUUCCGCUCUUCUCUGCUUUCCGCCAGUCUUGAGUUCCAGGAACCGAGAGACAUCGGCGACUUUACGGACAUGGAAUUUGAAGCAAAUUACGAGAUUUCUGCCACCGCCGAUUUCAUUCACAGUCGGAAGUUCACUAGAGUCGCUUUGCAGUUCCCGGAUAAUUUACUGAAGGAUGCAACAAGGGUAGUCCAAGCUCUAAAGUCUAAGCUUUUGUCUCUCAGAGAUUCCAGGGGAGAAAAAAAUGGGGAUAACAAAGAUGUUGGAUUGUAUGUGAUGGCAGACACAACUUUUGGUAGUUGUUGCGUUGAUGAGAUUGGAGCAUCUCAUAUUAAUGCUGAUUGUGUCAUACAUUAUGGACAUACAUGUCUUAGCCCGACUUCAACACUUCCUGCGUUCUUUGUUUUUGGAAAGGCUUCCGUCAAUGUACCCAAUUGUGUAAAGAAUCUAUCAAAGAAUCCUUCAACAAAUGGAAAACCUAUUUUGGUCCUUUAUGGGCUGGAAUAUGCACAUGCAAUACCUCACAUUAGAGAAGCACUGAAAGAAGCAUCGUGCUCUGAUGUGUCUGGACCAUUAGAAAUUAAUUAUGCUAAUGUUAUGUCUACAGUUAUAUAUCCAGCGGAAAAUCAUAAAAGUGUCAAUGAACUGGCUGGUGGCUGUACUGCUGAUGAUAUUUCUAGUGCGGUAGCUGGUACUAGGUAUGCCAUUGGAGGCUUGAUCUGGAAUAUUCCAGAUGGACAUAAAAUGGAGGACUACAUGCUUUUCUGGAUUGGUUCUGACAAUUCAGCUUUUGCAAAUGUUGUAUUGACAUUUAACAGUUCUGAAAUAGUCAGAUAUGAUGCAGCAGAGGAACGCCUGGUGACAGAUGUAUCUCGCCAGUUAAAGAUUCUUAAGCGUAGAUAUUACCUGGUGGAGAAAGCAAAGGAUGCUAACAUUGUUGGAAUUUUGGUCGGAACUCUUGGUGUUGCUGGUUAUCUUCAUAUGAUUCAUCAGAUGAAAGAGUUGAUAACAAAAGCAGGGAAAAAGACCUAUACUUUUGCUAUGGGAAGACCAAACCCUGCAAAACUUGCAAACUUUCCUGAGUGUGAUGUUUUCAUUACUGUUGCCUGCGCUCAAACUGCUCUUUUGGAUAGCAAAGAGUUCUUCGCUCCAGUUAUAACUCCAUUUGAAGCUAUGCUGGCUUUCAGCAGAGGAGGUCAAUGGACAGGAGCCUAUACAAUGGAAUUUCGAGAUUUGAUUAGUUCUUCACCAGUUGAGGCAAGGGAUCAGGCAGAAGAAGCUAGGUUUUCCUUUAUCAGAGGUGGAUAUGUGGAAGAUAUCGACCAUCAAGAAAACGUCAACGAUGAGCAAGACAAGGAAGGAGCUCUUGCUCUAGUGACCGCAACAGAGAAGGCUCUGCUAUUGCAAGAUGGAAAUCUUAACACUCUCAUCAAGGGAACAGCCAAAUCUGGAGCUGAGUUUUUCAUAGGUCGAUCUUAUCAUGGCCUUGAAAUAAAUGGUGAUGGUUCUUCGCCACAACCAUAUAUAGUCGGUAGAAGUGGCAAGGCAUCGGGGUAUGAGGAUGAGAAAAAGUAAGCAGGAAAGUUGGUGAUUUCACUGGUUAAAGUUACGGAUAGAUAAAAGCAACAGAGAGUUUCGCCAGCAUUUAACACUUAUUACAGCAGCAAUCCUAUGAUGCUGUUGGUUAAAUUUCAAGUCUUCUCUGGCAGACUUGUGCUCAAUGAUCGGCAAAUUGCAUUUAAAGCUAAACUGUCUCGUUCAAAGGCCUUGAAGUAAGUUUUCCUUCCUGUUUGAUGAUCUCUGGUAUUCAUUAAUGCAAGAGCAUCUGUGUUGGUCAAGUUUUUUAUACUGUGAGAGUAAUGUACAUUGAAGUAAGGUAUGUGGUGUAUAUACCUUACCAGAUGAACUUGGUUUGAGUCCGAAACAGAAUUGUGGUCUGGUAGUAUGGUGCAUAUUACUUGCAAUUGCUUGAGUCUUGGGUUCAGCAAUUAAAUUUUGCAAAACCUUGAUUGGAUUGACCUGA
Molecule: messenger RNA, 2030 nt
Organism: Mangifera indica (mango)
Lineage: Eukaryota; Viridiplantae; Streptophyta; Magnoliopsida; Sapindales; Anacardiaceae
Product: 2-(3-amino-3-carboxypropyl)histidine synthase subunit 2
Exons: 10
Coding region: 80-1582 (500 amino acids)
Biological process (GO): protein histidyl modification to diphthamide
Molecular function (GO): 2-(3-amino-3-carboxypropyl)histidine synthase activity
Source: RefSeq, a predicted model, not a curated record